Molecule: messenger RNA, 6463 nt
Organism: Esox lucius (northern pike)
Lineage: Eukaryota; Metazoa; Chordata; Actinopteri; Esociformes; Esocidae
Product: cytosolic 5'-nucleotidase 1A
Exons: 9
Coding region: 3160-4278 (372 amino acids)
Biological process (GO): adenosine metabolic process; nucleotide metabolic process
Cellular component (GO): cytoplasm; cytosol
Molecular function (GO): magnesium ion binding; 5'-nucleotidase activity; nucleotide binding
Source: RefSeq, a predicted model, not a curated record
CAACGAUGCAUACAGAAUUAGAGAGCGGGCGAGACUGUGUUCCUGUGCUUGUUAUAACAACGACCCAACCAAAAUAGACAAAAGAAACUCAUCUGGAAGACACAAUCUACUGAGCGUGAAUACUCCAAAAAUACCAAACUAUUUGUAAGUUGUUAACCUGUUGCUAGUUUUGAAACCAAUCUGAAACUAUGGAGUCCCAGCAGAGAGCCGUUGCUGUGUCUGAGUGCUUUGUCAGUAAGCAGAUGUUCCUUUGUUCAGCUCCACAGCACUUCACAGUAUAAAGUUGGAUCAGUUGUAGUUGUGAUUCGGGACACUUGCUGCAUCUUUUGAAUUUUGUCCCAUUGAAGAUCUCCAUCCCCCUGCAUACCCUCAAGCUACUCACAGGGACGUUAACCCCUCCCCCAUCCCCUUUAACCCCCUGCAGACCCCAUAGUUGUCACCAAGGCUCUCUUUGGUUACCCUGUUCUUUGUCCCUACAAUGAAGCGACAGCAGACCCUCACUAAUCUCUCCCCCACCACCAGCAUGCACGCAAUGGCUAAUUAUCAAACGGAUGGAGAGGGAGUGGCGGUAGAAGCGGGGGAAAUACAGUAGACAGGCAUGAAGACAGACAUACCAGAGAGAGAACAAGUGGUUGAGCACUGAACAUAAAGCCUGACAACUGUUGUGCCCUGCUCUGGCUACCAAUCCCAGUCUCUGCCGGUCCUGCCUCUGCUCAAAACUGUCAAACAGUUUUAACAGUAGCUGAACAUGUGUGGUGCUGUAGAACCAGCAUGACCACUAUAGCUGUAAAAGAACAGCACAUUCCCUGUUUAUGUAAUAAUCAAUGCCCUCCUCUCUGUCUCUGUCAGAGAGCUGCAGUAGCUAUGUUUCUAGCCAUGGGAAAACACAGUAGAGGCAGCUCACACUUCCUGUUUUUGAAUAGGGCCUCUCAGAGGCAGGAAGUACAGGGAACAGCUGGACUGUGGUCUCUCUGUGUUGAGGACUUCUACUAACUAUUGGGUAAUUUUAGGUACACCAAAGUUUUCUGUGGUUUCAGACAAAAACACAUGCUAACAUUUAAGGUCAUUGUUCCUUUAAAAAUAAUGUGAUUAAUACAUUUCCUCACAAUGUUGUUGCCCAUUCAUUGAACAACACCAUUUAGAUGCGCCAAAUGAAUCACUAAUUAUCUAAUUAUGUUCUUCAUGAGCAUUGUCCCUGUUCCUGAUACGUUGGCCACUGGAAACAAUGCUUAAUUAAGGUUUUUGUUUAUUUUUUAAAAAUCAGAUUUUCAAGUUGGAAACACCAGCAACAUAUUCCUGGCUUUUUGAUUUUUUUUAUUGCACUGCAGCACAUUACAUUUUUCACUGUUUUAAAACAGAUAUCUCUAAAUGUAAGGGUCUUUACAAGGUGCUUCAGUCGAAGGGACAGCAUUUACCACCGCAAUGUAAGAAUGACCCUGUUGUCUGUGCCCUGCAAACCUUUGUUCUGCCCCCACACUGGCGCCUAGUCCCCGCCCACUGGCCUACUGCUGUGACAGAGCGUGAUCUCUCUAUCCAUCUCGCGCCAAAACAAAGAGGGUAUGCUAGCGUCUUCCUCUCUUCCCCUUCCUCCUAGAUGCUGCGUCUGGCAUGUUGCCAGGGCAACCUGGAGUAGGUGAAGUAGUAGUAGAAAAGCUCCUGGUUGCCCCUACUGCAGUCCCCUCUGCCUGUCUGGCUGUAUGUCUGUCUCCUUUCGUCACCAGCAUUUCCCGCCACUCUGGGGGGAGGAGCCGCCUACGGUCAAGAUAAAGAAGGCUGGUGCCGGCAUCUUUUAAAUCAACAACCUACUGGAGAGGUUGACAGCUCACAGAAGACCACAUCCUGCUGCUGCUCACAUUAUGAACAUGGGAAUGGCACAAGCUGCCUUUUCUGUAGAUGCAAUUUGUAACAUUUCCUAAUUCAACCCUUUUUGGACAUUUAUGUACCCAUGUACAUUUGGUAACCAUCUCUGAUUUUUGAUAAAUGACAUGUAAGUGCAUGUAGUAACCCUUUUUCAAUGUGUAUCUGUAAAGCCCUUUACAGGAUGACUAUAUUAUCUCUUCCAGACAUUAUUAACAGAUUAUACAGCAACUGCAUAUGUUGUGAAAAAACUGUAAACCAGUCAAAUUAAUGGAUAUCAGUAGUUAUUAGUGGUCUUCAAAGCAAAAAGACACCAUCUCGUUUUCCUGGGACGUCUGCAUCGCUGACAUCAUUUCACAGGCUAUAUACCAGAGCCUGGACUCACCGCAACCAAUCAGCCUUUAACGUGGGUAUUCCGUGGUUGCUUAGCAACUGCUGCUGAGCUGUAAUUCUAUCAGAGGAGAGAGCUGCAGGGGUUUGGAUCAGAGACAACAAGAAGUCAUCGUGGAAUACAGAGGGGGCAAUUGAUCCAGUGACAUAAUUUCCCAUUCCACUAAUAGGGGAUGAGGAAAACAUCCCUCAGCACUCCUGCAGAGUGUUCUGAGGACAGGUCAACCAUGGGUAAAUAUUGAACCUGCCUGUCAUAGACUUGCUUUGAACCUGCUAGUUUGAACAUUAAAAUUUAAAGCUUAAGUGAUCACUGGGGUAUUGUCCCUCUGUCUAACACAGCAAAGGGUGUUUUUGCUCCAAACUGCUAUGAUGGUUUUUGACACAUGAAAGUGUUGUAAGAGAUUGAUGUUUAGCAUUAUUAGAGCAUUUAAGAUGGCAUGAACUUGUUUUGCCAUUAUUACACACCAGCACAAAUGCACACACACUGAAUUAAAUCAACUGAGUGACGGCAAUGCAGAAUUCAUACCCGGCAACGGGUUUAAAAUGGGAGGCGGAUGUAGGAUGGCCUGAAAUCAUUAAACAGAUGAGUGUGGGAGGGAUAGGAAGAGGUAGGACUCUAUAGAAAUGAUGCGGAGGAGAAGUCCCUGCCAAAAACGACAACAUCAGCUAGCAUACUGGCUCUCUCCAUCCCUCCCCCUUUUACCAUAUCUGGAUUUUCUACCUACCUCGCACUCAUUGCUAAAUGCACCGGGGAUGAUGGUACACAUGAGUGUACCCAAGGAUUGCAUUAAUACUGCCUGGUAGGGAGAGAGAGAGGCAGCAGGGUGGUUAUUUAAGACUGCCUGCUUCGGGGAAAGAGCGAGAGGCAGUAAAAUACUAAUUCAGUAUCUGAGUGGCAAUAAGAGAGCCGGGAUGACGAGUGUAAACAUCAGCCAGACGCCGACCAGCCAGGACACGAUAACCAAAGGCACGGUCAGAGCAUCCUGGGAAGGGACUGACACUCUGCUCAACCCUUCCGUCCUCACAAAGCAUCUCAAAUCACCCAAGCCUCAGAAUGCCAUCACCAUUGCUGUGUCGUCGCGGGUCCUCUUCAGCAUGAAUAAGGAACAGCAGAUCUACGAGCAGAAAGGCAUGGAGGACUAUCUCAAGUAUCAGAUUGAGCAUGAGACAGAGCCCUUCAGUCCAGGCCCUGCUUUUCCCUUUGUUAAGGCUCUGGAGGCAGUGAACGCUAGGCUGAGGGAGCUGUACCCUGAGAGUGAGGAGCUCUUUGACGUUGUGCUCAUGACCAACAACCACGCGCACGUCGGCCUCCGACUCAUCAACACCAUUAACCAUCACCAGCUGUUCAUUGAGCGUUUCUGUAUGACAGGUGGGAACAGUCUCAUUGGGUACCUGAAGGCUUACCAAACUAACCUGUACUUGUCUGCAGACCACAUGAAGGUGCGAGAAGCCCUGGAGGCGGGAAUUGCCGCGGCCACCAUGUUUAACCCACCAGAGAAGAGAACAGAAGUGUCAGAGACUCAGCUGCGGGUGGCCUUCGAUGGGGACGCAGUGCUGUUCUCUGACGAGUCAGAGCGCAUCUUCAAGGCACAUGGACUGGACAAGUUCUUUGAGCAUGAGAAGGCACACGAGGACAUGCCUCUUGAUCACGGGCCACUGAAAGGGUUUCUGGAGUCCCUGGGGAAAUUGCAAAAGAAGUUCUAUGCCAAGGGCCAGCGUAUGGACUGCCCUAUCCGUACCUACCUGGUUACAUCACGCAGUGCAGCCAGCUCAGGCACCCGGGCCCUGAAGACACUGCGAUCCUGGGGCCUAGAGACAGAUGAGGCCCUCUUCCUAGCUGGGGCCCCUAAGGGGCCUAUGCUUGACAAGAUCCGUCCUCACAUAUUCUUUGAUGAUCAGAUGUUCCAUGUGGAGGGAGCUGCUCAGCUAGGGACUGUGGCGGCUCAUGUGCCGUAUGGUGUUACUCAGAAAUGGGCCCCAGAAGAAGCCUGUGGAGGAGAAUGUUUAGGAUACUGCACAGACACCAAGUGAUUUGCAUUUAGCCUUCUUCCCAGUCCUUGUGACAGCAAAGGACAAUAGGACAGCAUUUUGGAUUGGAAUGGUACCGUCAACCUUAUCAAAUCCCUCUUAAAACCCAUGUUACAUUGACAAGGACAUGUGGAGUGUGAGAGAGAUCACACCAACACCCUCCACAUUCCUCACAAGGGCACUAGUAGAUGUAAAACAAAAGCUUAAAACUGUUGUGAAAAGUGUCUUGCUCUAGAAAAGUAGAUGACCUGAGCCUGUGACAAAACAGAAUCAUUUUAUUUGACAUGAAAUUACAGCUAUAACCGUUGCAUGGUCUAUCAUCAUGCUUGCAGCAAUAUUGAUACACUACCUGUAUACUUUAACACAGCAUUAAUGACAAUUAACAUUUACAAAAAUGGUCAACCUAAAUAUAUGCUACACAAUACUCAUAGAGUUGAUAAAUCAUGCUGUCACAACAGAAUUUUUUGCAAGAACUUCAGAUGAACUCUCUCAGAAUUAACAAGAGGUUAGUAAAGUACUACAAGUGCUGAGUUCAAUCCCAGGGUUUACCAGUUGAGACCCAGAGGCGGUGGGUGGCAGUUCAUUGCCCAAAGUCAGGGGAUUGUCUCAACGCAGUCUAGUGACACCUUGUCACCUGCUAACUGAGGUCAAUAGCCAAAGAAGCGUUGUGAUGAUAAGCAGCACAGCCUAUAGUCGAAGGAGCAGUGUGACCAGACGCUGGUCAGCUUGACGGAACAUAAUUGUAUGAGUAUCAUUUCUCUAUCAUUUCAGCAUAUCACAUUCAUUUUAGGUUGAAAACAGGUAAACUGAGUAUUUAUUGCAUGUUACUGACAUAAUUGUUUAUUCCAUGCUUUUGUUUCUAAUCCAGGCAACUUUUAGGAAGUGCCUUAGGUCUACUUAUGCAAGUCACAAUUCAAAGUGGGCUUAUAUUUUUCAUAGAACAAUAAACAUCUUCUGUUUUAACAUUUAAAGGAACUGUAUGUAGGAUUGUGGCCAUAACUGGUACUGCAAUCACUUUAAAUACUGUAGAGCGGAGUAUCCCCUCCCCCUCCCCACUGACUCCAGGUUGCCAGACAAGCUGCAGGAUUCAACAGAAACGUAGGCUGCUUCUACGAGCUUCCAAUGGCAAGUGACGACGAGUCGUACACAGUAAGUUUUGCAAAAAUUUACUAAUUGUCAUUAGUCAAAUAUAAUCGUAAAAAUGUAUGCUCGUAUGUGACAGAACAUUGUUAGAACAGUAGCUGUUAGUCUAACUUGUACCGUUAGGUAUCUGUCAUUAAGUACAUGCACAAGCCUAUGUCACUAUGUGUAACCGAUAUCAAAGAUACAGCUAUUCAUUUAGCUGACGCUAUAAGUGAAAGCGGCCAGCUGUAUUUUUUUACUUACCCUGCAGCACACGUCCAUAAGGCUAAAAUAUGUGAUGUGAAAGAUUACAUGACAUUCUACUAUUUUUGGCUGUAGAACUUGCAUGAAAAACAAGUAGGCUACAAAACGUUCCAAGUGGGCCAACUUUUUUUAACGUCAUAGGCUACUCUGUGCUUUUCAUUAGUGUUAUGGACAUUAGAAAAAGUUGUUUUACCUUGGAAUUGCACCUAGUGCUUCCAAACCAACACUAACAUAGUGCAUAUCCCAAAAGUUAGAGAAUGUUUAUUUUGAGUUAGGCUUCUGUCUCAAUUAUGUUUCAAAUUGCCAUAAUGGGCAUGCUAAUGUUGUUUUCCUCUGCGUCUCAGCAUAAGGACAGAGAAACGGGCUCUGAUAAUGCAUUGCUAAUGUUAGCAUACGUCCAUAUGAGGUAACGUUACUUUGCACGAACAUGCAUAACUUUGUUCGACUGUCAUGAAUAUAUGAAAUGUCCAUUGACAUCAAGUACAAUUUAGUCAAACAUAGAUGAAUCUUACCUGUCCAGGAGAAAAUUAGCAACAUUGGCGUCUCCAUCUUUCAAAGGCAUCUCCUAUACAAAUUAUUGUUUUAUUUCGGACUUUGUCACGACGUAUUUCGGAAUUAUAACGAGGUCUUUUAGAAAUGUUAGACAUUAUUUAUCCGACUAGAGUUAGAGUAGAGCUGGCAACCCGGAUCCUGAAACACUACUGACUUCGUGAUAAGGGGAGGGUGGCACUUCAGGCCAAAACACAACAUGACAACAUCUACAUCAGUUGAGGGCUGCAACUCUCACUUUUAAAUGACAAUA